AUGUCGGCACACGCUAAGAAGCUCAGUGCAGAGAUCAGAAAUAAAAUAGAUACGCUGACGGAACUGUUCCCGGACUGGACACAGGACGAUCUGAUCGAUUUGGUUCAAGAGUACGAGGAUCUGGAGACCAUCAUUGACAAAAUUACGUCUGGGUCUGUCACCCGAUGGGACGAGGUAAAGAAACCGAGCAAGAAGGAGAAAAAACAACUGCAACAGCAGAGUGCGAACGAGACUAGUAUACUAGAACAGUCCGGUGCGCCACACGUCUAUGAUAUAGACAACAGUGCCGCCUCGCAGAUAAAUAAACCACGCACGCACAACAGUACGAAAUAUGCAUCCAAUAAAUCCAAAAAGUUCCCAUUGCAAAGCUCACAGCCACACCACCCUGAGACAACUUCGACCUCUAGUAACGGUACGGCGAAGGCGAGGGGGCAAACGAAGCCUGGGUCGUGGGCACAGGUUAUAACUUCAGACGUGAAGAAGGCAACACCAGUGGAGAAGAAACAGGAACAUGAGUCCCUGCCACGUCCCGCCGUGUCCGCGUCCGCGUCCGCGUCCGCGUUUACGUCUGCUUCUACGCCAGGUGCCGCCCCCAAGAAGAUGAGUUGGGCUGCAGUGGCAGCACCAAAACAUCCUCCGAAACCAGUAACGGUUCAGAAGAAGGAGGCCGCUCAGCAACCAUUGGAAAAUGUCGAUUCGUUGAAACAGGAGAUUGCUAAAGUGGAAGAUGGUGCUGACGAUAACAAGCAUGACGAGGAGGAAGAGUCGUCCUCAGCGGAGGAGAGUUCUUCUUCGAGCGAGGCUGAGUCGUCCUCUGAGGAGGAGGAAACGUCUUCAGAGGAGGAAGAAUCUUCUUCAGAGGAAGAGGAAGAGGAAGAGGAACACGCGGAGAAACAGCAGACUGAGGAUGCUAAGAAACCUGAAGCGGCCGCAUUUGCCCCUGCUGCUGCUGCUGCUGCUGCUAAGGCAGAGGCUCCAGUCGUGGAGAAACCUGAAGUACCAGCCGCUACAACACCUUCGCAGCAGCCAGUCAUGUCCCCACAACAACAACAACAGCAAUUGCAACAGCAACAACAAGCCGCUGCUGCUGCCGCCGCCGCCGCCGCUGCUCAACAACAACAACAACAGUACUACAUGUACCAGAACCAAUUCCCAGGUUACACUUACCCAGGGAUGUACGAUUCGCAGACGUACGCUGCGGCAGCAUACGGCCAGCCACAACAGUACCAGCAGUACCAACAGUACCAACAGUACCAGCAAUACCAACAGCAACAGCAACAGCAGCCAGGGCAAGCUGGGAACAUCGCCGCAGCAGGUGGUAACCCACGGUACGGGUCCGCUGUCCAGCAGAACUACGAGCAAUCCUUCACGCCGGGCGUUGCCAACGCAGACCUAGCAUCCGCUGGUGCAGGUGCAGCUGCGGGUGCCGGUGCGGGUGCUACCGCGGCCAGUGUCUCCCCAGCACUUGGUCAAGUGGGGCUACAAACAGCAGCUGGUGCAGCUACUGCAGGUGUACAAGGUCAACAACCAUACGGGAACUUCUCCAUGCCUUACUACGGCCACUUCUACCAGAACUCGUUCCCCUACGGACAACCACAGUACGGUAUGGCUAACCAGUACCCUUACCAGAUGCCCAAAUCAGGUUACAACUACUACGGCCAACAGCAGCAACCACAACAGCAAGGGCAACAAGGCCAGCGGUCCUCGGACGCUGAACAGCACAGACAGUCCUCUUCCGCUCCAGCAGGUCCACAGUCCCAGCAGCAGCAGCAACAGCCACAGGACAGCCAGGACUCGUACGGGUCCGAUGACCGCAGCGGCGCAGGCCUAGAAACACAGCAACAGGCUGAAUUGACCCCACAACAGCUGCAGUACCAGCAGUACCAGCAGUACUACCAACUGCAACAGCAGCAGGCUCAGCAGCAGCAACAGGCUCAGCAGCAGCAAGGUGCGGGCGGUAAUGCCAGCGGUUCCGGUGCAUCGCAGCCCCAGUCGCAGUCGCAGGCGCAAUCGCAAUCGCAGCAGCAGCAACCGUACGGGGGCUACUCGGGCUACGACUACUCGUCGCAGGCGUCCAGAGGGUACUACUGA
Messenger RNA from Huiozyma naganishii CBS 8797, 2091 nucleotides. RefSeq names its product DNA damage-responsive RNA polymerase-degradation factor DEF1 (gene DEF1). The coding region runs from base 1 to 2091 and encodes 696 amino acids. NCBI's taxonomy places the organism in Eukaryota, Fungi, Ascomycota, Saccharomycetes, Saccharomycetales, Saccharomycetaceae. The record is from RefSeq and is a predicted model, not a curated record. The transcript has a single exon. Gene Ontology annotation, molecular function: ubiquitin binding.